Messenger RNA from Malaclemys terrapin pileata, 3246 nucleotides. RefSeq lists its product as uncharacterized. Lineage: Eukaryota; Metazoa; Chordata; Testudines; Emydidae. The transcript is spliced from 8 exons. The record is from RefSeq and is a predicted model, not a curated record. The coding region runs from base 338 to 1840 and encodes 500 amino acids.
CCUUCCACCGUAGCUGGGUGCUGGGGCCAUGCGGAUUUGAGCUAUGUGACAUGUGAUGCGAAGGGGGCUGAAUCAGCCACUACCCUCCCAGCAGGAACUUUUCUGGGAAAUAUAGCUUUCUUCAGGGAAAAGCAAGCACAACAGUAUCAUGCAUCAAGACACGAGAAGUAAUUCUUCUGCUUUACUCUGCGCUGAUAAGGCCUCCGCUGGAGUCUCGUGUCCAUUUCUGAGCGCCACAUUUCAGGAAGGAUGUGGACAAAUUGGAGAAAGUCCGGAGGAGAGCGACAAAAACGAUUAAAGGUCUAGAAAACGUGACCUACGAGGAAAGAGUGAAAAAAUGGGGUUCGUUUGGUUUGGAGAGGAGAAGACGGAGAGGGGACAUGGUAACCGUUUUCAAGUAUCUAAAAGAUUGUUCCAAGGAGGAGGGCCCUCAGUGCUCCAGCUCUUCAGGAAUCUCUUUGGGCUCGGGCAGAGCGCGCAGGAGGGCCCAGAAGCCAGAGCAGACGCACAAGAGCAGGGUAACGUUGGGGACCUAGAAGAAAACAGCUCCCUGGUGCCUGCUGGGGCUGAGUCUGAGACCAGCCAGCCAGCAGGCAAAGAGCUAACGGGCGACCACCCGACCGAUGAGCCCCGUGGAGAUGCAACAGGCGACCGCAUGGGGGAGAUCCUUGGAGAGCUGAAGGAUAUCAGUCUUGGGGGCACCCCUUCCAGCCGUGGCAGGAGAUCCCCUCCUAUGCUGGACCCCAGUGGCAUGGAGAUGGGAGACUCCGGUGACUGGGCCUUGUCAGACCUCUCUGAGAGCGGUAGCUGCAUUGACGCCAGCGUGGAUGUGGAGGAGAAGCAGAGCAUGGGAAGUGGAGCAACAGGGGAGCCGUGCGGGCAAUGCUCUGAGGCAGGAGAUGCAGGAGGAGCAUCUGCUGAGAGAUGGCCCUUGGGGAGCAGGCCCUCGGUGCUCCAGCUUGUUAGAAACCUCUUUGGGCUCAGGCAGAGCGUGCAGGAGGGCCCAGAAGCCAGAGCAGAUGCACAAGAGAGCGGGGACGUCAGGGACCUAGAAGAAAACAGCUCCCUGUUGCCUGCUGGUGCUGAGUCUGAGACCAGCGAGCCAGCGGCCAAAGAGCUAACGGGCGACCACCCGACCGAUGAGACCCAUGGAGAUGCAACAGGCAACCGCAUGGAGGAGAUCCUUGGAGAACUGAAGAAUAUCAGUCUUGGGGGAGCCCCUUCCAGCCAUGGCAGGAGAUCCCCUCCUAUGCUGGACCCCAGUGGCAUGGAGCUGGGAGACUCUGGUGGCUUUGUCAACACUGCUGUGGGCAAAGAUAAAACAGCCCAGGAUCUAUGCAGCGGAAUCUCUGGCAGGGAGGCAGAAAGGGUGGGAGAAGCUUCUGGUGACACAGGAACAUGGGGAAAGGCUGGAAUCUCCCAGGUUCUGCCUGCUGACAACGAAGGAAUCACACUGACUGCAGGACCCCUGGCAAUGACCCCCAAGGACUUCCAUGCCAAGGAGGAGAGAGAGUGCCUCCUGAAAGAGGAUCUAAAUGGAGGAUCUCCGAAGGCAGAGCUGUCUCCAUGGAACAAACUCGUCAACAUGUACAAGCAGCGACGGAAGCUUCCUGUUCCUAAGGAAAACCCAGUGCAGCUGGAAAUGGAAGAGGGAUCCACUCUGAAUCUAACUGUUUAUGAAUUUGCAACACCUGAGCCUCAUCUCAUCUCUUCAAAAUCUUCCAGUACUGCCCUGAUCUUUAGGUUUCCUGAUGACGGAGCUGGGGAAGCUGUUGGCCACUUUGGGAGAGCCCAGGUAGACCUGAGGACAAAUGGACUGGGAGCUCCUGAAGCAGACUGAGGAGUGCAGGUGGGAUCCUGACACUGUGCGCAGCUGCAGUGCCUGUCCUCUGAGGCUCUCGGAGGGCUCUGCACGCAGUAAUUAAGCCAGUGAGGUGGAUAGGUGUGAUCCCCAUUUGCAGAUGGUAAACCGAGGCACUGAGGUUAAGGGCUGGAUUUCCAGGGGCCCAGAAGCCAGCGGGGACCCGCCAGUGUUGGCAUCUCUGAAAAUGAGGUCAAGUAGCGACUAUGGCAACAAACAGAGUCAGUGGGACUAGAACCCAGAGCCCUUCUGCGCCUGUUCUCACCGUCAAAGGCAGAGCCGGGGGCAAGCGCAGGAGGGGACGAGCGUGAGCACCAGACCAACCAGAGGGAGAGGAACCCUUGGGCCUUGUCAAUGCUAGUAACUGUCCAACCCAUUGUUCAGCACUGGUGCUAGCAAUGGGACAAGCCAGUGAAGUCCAGGCUCCGCACCUUUUCUGGCCACGGCCUCAGGGUCCAGUGCUGGGAAUGCCUGAGCCCAGUCUACCCUGCCACUAAUGCCCCUGCUCGUUACAGCUUCUGAAGCGAAAUGGCAACAAAUGGAGAGGGAAGUGAAGAGCCACGGGGAAGGGGAGUGACUCUUCAGCUGGGGGCUGGAGCAAGCUGGAGGAAGUGAGGUUCAGGGGAGCUGGUCCACACGGCUGGACAUGCAGAGGAGAAAGCUCUUGCACCUGUAAUGGCACGAUUGUGGGAUGGGAGUAUGGAGGCCAUUGGCGAGUGAGCAGAAGGGGAAGGGGAGAGACUACAGAUUCAUAGACUUCCAGGCCAGAAGGGACUAGUAUGACCAUCUCGGCUGACCUCCUGCAUACCAGAGAACCUACUCCAGUAGUGACUGACCAUCCCUCUUCCAUACACAUGAGACUGGCCCUCGGAGAAGGAGUCACUUCUCAGUUCCCUUGUGUGCCAAGAGCUGGUGGGAUUGGGCAGCAGGCUUAGCUAUUGGUCAGACAGCUCUGCAUUCGCCAGAGUGAUUCGGUAACACACUUUCUCUCUGCCCUGGCCAGAGCCUGCACCUAGAAGAGAUGUGACAGUGGCCCCAAGACCAAGCUUAUGUUUUGAUCACGAUGAGUCUGCAAGUCCCCUUCAUCUAGCAGAUGAAGAAAGAAGAUUGAAACCUGUUCUUUGGUCCCCACUAGGCUGGUGUCUGGGACAAGGUCUGUUAGCUGCCAGCUUGUUCCUGUUUCCUCUUUCAGUGUCUAUGUCUUCCCCCCUUUGAAUGUUUAUCCUCUUGCCUUCUCCUCUCCCUGCCACCUGAGGGAUGACCCCAUCUGUACUAGGUUGGCAUCCACUGUAUUUUUAGAGUAAGUGUUUUACGUUGAUUGAUUGUUCUCAGUUCCCCCUAAACUCACAGACUCCUCCCCACUUAUUAAAUGAAGUUCUGUGUUG